AUGCUCGACUCGUACACGAAAGGUGUUCGCAAGCUCUUCAACUCCACGGAUGCUCCCACGUCGGUGAAGUGCAGGGUUGUGUUGGGCAACGACUUCAGAGCUCACUGCUACGGGACAGAUAUGGUUGAAAGGCUUAACAGCUUGUACACUGCUCGCCACCCAGCACGGGCCCCAGGCAGGAACUCCGUGAACGCCGAACGCGAGCACUUCCUGGACCAGCUAGCUAGUGAGCUUGCCAGUGUUCCAGUGGCGCUUGCAACAGAGCAGAAGUUCUUCGAGGGGGCGGUCGUGGUGCACAGGCCGAACCCGAACAUGUUGCCAGGCGCCGUCGAGACCAGUCGAGAUGAUGACGGCAACACGGGCAAGCUGGGCCUCAGCACGUACAUGCUCGCGAAGAACAGGCACCUCGCACAGGCGAAGGAGACCGCGAAGGAGUUCAAGCGCAUGUUCAAAUAUUGCGACCAGGAUGUCUAUUUGGACGCGUACAGGGAUUGGCAGCAUGGCCAAUCGGCAGCCCCCCGUGAAGAUGUGAAGCCAUAUGAAUUGGUGCGGGGGGGAGGCAGCCGCGCGAGCCCGUUCACGCCAGACGAACUGUGCAAUUACAUUAUUCAGAAUGGAUGGCCCAAGGACAGCGCAAUGUACGACGUGGACCUGGCCGAGAGGAGGGCCAAGCGUGAUUUCAGUACUCAAUUCUCGGAGGUUGAUGUGGUCGAUCCAUGGGGCGUGUCCCGAUCGCCGAGAAACGCGGACCGACCCAGGUCCAGAGUACCAGCCGCUUUCGACGUGGUGGAGAAGGGGCUGUUCAACUUCCUCGCGUCGGUUGGCGCAGGCAAGGGCGAGGGCGAUGCUUCGGACGUGAUGGUUGUCAUCUCGGGGAAGGCUGUUAGUGGGGGUGGCACGAAGCGCUACGCGAGCCUGAUCACCGACGUGACGUUCAGCCCCCGCGUGUUCGACGUGACCCUCAACGAGUUCGAGAGGCAGGCCGAUGAG
Messenger RNA from Prorocentrum cordatum, 990 nucleotides. The record is from the annotation of a GenBank genome assembly. Lineage: Eukaryota; Dinophyceae; Prorocentrales; Prorocentraceae.